Paraphaeosphaeria sporulosa is the source of this 2428-nucleotide messenger RNA. RefSeq lists its product as uncharacterized. The coding region runs from base 123 to 2381 and encodes 752 amino acids. NCBI's taxonomy places the organism in Eukaryota, Fungi, Ascomycota, Dothideomycetes, Pleosporales, Didymosphaeriaceae. Gene Ontology annotation, molecular function: microtubule binding. Gene Ontology annotation, biological process: mitotic spindle midzone assembly; microtubule cytoskeleton organization. The record is from RefSeq and is a predicted model, not a curated record. The transcript is spliced from 3 exons. Gene Ontology annotation, cellular component: cytoplasm; mitotic spindle midzone; spindle.
CCUGCCACGACAACACGCAUACGCUACAUUCCUCGGUUCAGCAGCUCCCCCACCUGCACGCAGAUCAUUCGUGCAUGCGCAUUUCCAGACGACGAUACUAGCCGGGAGGCUCAACAGUCACCAUGGACACGAGCUACCUGGCCCAGCAAGUCACGACUAUCAUCGGCCAGCUGCAUGGCCUGUUUGAUGAGAUUGGCGUCGCCAGCCAUGAGCGCGACUCGCGCGAGGCCGAGCUUUUCUCGGCGCUGUCGGAGACUCUCCAUAGUCAGCUUAAGCAGACGACCAACGAGAAGCAUGAGAUGACAGAGGAGGCCGAACGCCUGAUCAGGACAAUCCGCCAAAUGGAAGCUUCACUGGAUGACAACAAGCCCAAUCCGAAUUACGAGCCUGGCGACGGCCUCGAGGUUACCUACCCCCUGACGAGGUGCCUCAAGGAGCUGAAGGAAAAGUACAGCGCCGUUAGCAAGCUCCACCGCGAGCGCUUCGAGCAAGUGCGGAAACUCGCUGAAGCCCUCGAAUCAUACGCGUCGCACUUGGACAGAGACUUUGUGCAAGUCAAGCUGCCUCCCACCGCGCCAAACGCCGCCAUCUCGCCGUCUUUCGACAUCUCGCCGUCAUAUGUCUCCUCCCUCGAUCGCGAGUUCUCGCGUGUGUACGAAGAGUACAAUCGCCGCUUGAACACUGUCCAGACGUUGUGCCAGGAAAUGAUCCAACUUUGGGCAGAGCUGGGCACGCCCCAGGCACAGACAGACACCUCCGUGGUUAAGUACCACCGCGAGGCUCCCGAGCAGCUCGGCCUGCACAACCAAGACAUCGCCGAGCUCAAGGCCAAGAAGGAGCGACUGGUCGAGGAGAAGCGCGCCCGCGAGCGACGACUUGGGCAGUUGCGCUCUACUAUUGAGGACCUGUGGGACCGCCUCAACAUCGAUCAGGCAGAGCGCAAGCAGUUCCUAGCCAGCAAUCGCGGCUGCGGUCUGCGAGCGAUCAACGAAUUCGAGGACGAGCUCUCGCGCCUAAACGAGCUGAAGCGCCAGAAUUUGCACAUCUUCGUCGAGGAAGCGCGAGUGAAGCUGCAAGAGCUCUGGGACUCGCUAUACUUCUCUGAGGAGGAGAUGCUUGACUUCACGCCUGCCUUCUCCGACGUCUGCACUGACGCGCUUCUUUCCUCACACGAGGCCGAAAUCGCCCGCCUGGAAGCACUAAAAGAACAACGGCUGCCGAUACUUCGCAAGAUCGACAGGCAUCGGGAGCUUAUCAAGGAGCGCGAGGACCUGGCGCAGUCAAGUCAGGACGCCUCGCGUCUGAUGGCAAAGGGCCAAAAAGGCGAGAGGCGCGAUCCUGGAAAGCUGCUACGAGAAGAGAAGAUGCGGAAACGCAUCGCCAAAGAGCUGCCCAAGAUCGAAGCUGAACUGAAGGCGACGCUCGAAGCAUUUGAGGACGAGUAUGGCCGGCCCUUCCUGGUCCUCGGCGAGCGCUAUCUGGAUGAGCUCUAUGCCUGUGCUCAGAAAGCUCCGCCGCCACGAUCAAAGACUCCAUCAGCAGCACCUAUGCCCACCAAAGGACACUCAAAAUCCCAAUCCAUCAAUUCAGUGAGUCGGCCUGCGAGUGUUCGUGGCCCGCCACCACCUACACGGGCUAAGACGCCGGCAUCGAAUUUCAGCCAGAGCACUAUGGGACGCCAUCCGUUCGCAAGCUCGACGAUGUCAUCAGCCACAGGGCCGAAGAGUCCCUCUAAGAUUCCAGCUCGUGCACCUUUGAAGACCAUGCCGCAUGGUGGUAAUUCACCAGAGCGCAGGAUGGCUCCACCGUCUCGCGAAGACCUCAGGGAAUCAACGAUUCGAAAGAUGCCUCCGCCAAUGGCGCCUCCACCACGAAUGAAGGACUUGUUCAUCCCUCCCGAGCCAGUGGCAACACCUUCGAAUCGGUUCGACUUCAACCGUGGCGAGCGCAGCGAAAGCAUCGUACGUCACGUUCCCCCGGAAGAUACUUUCGACGACCGCUCCUACCUGUCGCAGACUAUGCGCUCGAACUACACGCCUCAGUAUAUUCCCCCGAGCAGACAAAUAUCGCAGACGUCGUCGACAGGAACGGGUGCUACCAUGCAGUCUGGCUCUGAGAACUGGGAGACGUUCAGCGAGCAAUCAGACGAUCCUCCGGAGCGCGACGUCGACCUUUAUUACCACCGUCAGCAAAUGGCACGAAGCAAACGCUUCACUCCCGAAGGUGGACAUGCCGCGUCACCCCGCGGGAUAAACGGCAAGAAACUGCGAGGCAUUCGUCCAGUAGACGGGCCCACCUAUAUGCUCGAAGAUGGCGGUCAGAUGGUGCGCGCAGUCGAAGGCAGCGAAUGUGGAUGGACCGACGACGGCGACGCGUACUAGGAGAACAGCAAGUCUUCCGAAGCUUUAGCCUCUCUCCAGGUCAGAGG